AUGGGCAGUGCGAGCGUCUUUCAACCAUCGUCCAUACUACGAACUGGACUCGUCGAUCAAAAAAUAAAUACGAUUGAUCCGUCAUUCUACGAUUGCAUUUAUAACAGUACAACUGGUCAAAUUGUUAUUGAGAGAUGCUACAAAGAUCUUGGAUGUUGUGCUACCACUUGCUGCUCCAAUGAUGACUGGAAAACCAAGUAUGGAUGGGCUGUGGCUUUAAUAGUAGUGUUCUGUAUAAUUGUCGUGAUUGCGGUAGUUUUAUCACUGAUCGUGUGGUUAAUCAACCGUGCAAAGGACAAGCGCCAGAAACGUCUGCUCGACGACAGCGGACUAUCGCGUGCAACUUCUAACAUGUCGCUUGCUCAGAGCACUCCAGGCGGGUACCAUUACGGUACUGGUCCCUUCAAAUCGCCACCAGUUGCUGGAUAUCGUUACUAA
This is a messenger RNA of Cooperia oncophora, 438 nucleotides long. Lineage: Eukaryota; Metazoa; Nematoda; Chromadorea; Rhabditida; Trichostrongylidae. The record is from the annotation of a GenBank genome assembly.